Pseudonaja textilis is the source of this 1308-nucleotide messenger RNA. Lineage: Eukaryota; Metazoa; Chordata; Lepidosauria; Squamata; Elapidae. The record is from RefSeq and is a predicted model, not a curated record.
UAGAAGGGAAACCAUACAAUUGUACAAAAUGUGCAGAAAGCUUCAGUACAAGCUGUUCCCUUGCAUUGCAUAAAAAGAUUCACAAAGCAGAGGAUCCACGCAAAUGUCUGGAUUGUGGAAGGACCUUCAGUCAGAAAAGUGAUCUUAAUUCACAUAAGAAGGGCCACGAAGAGAGGAAGCAACAUCGGUAUGUUAAUAGGGAAAAAAGCUUCGGAAGCAGUGCCUCCCUUACUUCCCAUCAAAGCCUCUACAGAGACGAGACGUUGCAUCAACUCAGGGAGGGUAGAACGAGGAUUACUCAGAGCAAGGAACCAAAUUCCCGGGAAAAAAAGCCCACUAGGAAGAAAUCAUAUGAAUGCCUUGAAUGUGGGAAGAGCUUCCACUAUGUGAGUGUCCUCACUUGCCAUAAUAGGACCCAUACAGGGGAAAAGCCAUAUCACUGCAUGGUGUGUGGAAAGAGCUUCAGUCAAAAAGGUCAUCUUAAGUCACACGAGAGGAUCCACACGGGAGAAAAACCCUUUCAAUGCCUGGAGUGUGGAAAGAGCUUUCGUACAUCCAGCACCUUAAUUUCCCAUCAAAGUAUGCACAGAGGAGGGAAACCAAAUCAAUGCACCCAGUGUGGGAAGUGCUUCAGUCAAAAAAGUCACCUUAAUAUCCAUAAAAGAAUCCACACAGGUGAUAAGCCCUAUAAGUGCACCGAGUGUGACAAAUACUUGACCACGUUGUGGGGCCUCACUUGCCACAAAAGGCUCCAUUCUGGGGAGGGACCAUAUAAAUGCUUGGAGUGUGGAAAAACCUUUAGCAACACCUCUUCUCUAACCAUACAUAAUAGGAUGCAUACUGGGGAAAAGCCUUAUAAAUGCCUGGAGUGUGGAAAGAGCUUCAGUGAUAAAAGUCAACUUAAGUCACACGUGAGGAUCCACACGGGAGAAAAACCAUUUCAAUGCAUGGAGUGUGGAAAGAGCUUCUGUCGCUCUGUAUCCCUUACUGACCAUCACAGAAUCCACACAGGAGAGAAACCAUACAAAUGCCUGGACUGUGGAAAGAGCUUCAGGAAAAAAGGUCAUCUUAAGUCACAUGAGAGGAUCCACACGGGAGAGAAACCCUUUCAAUGCAUGGAGUGUGGAAAGAGCUUCCGUACAUCCAGCACCUUAAUUUCCCAUCAAAGAAUGCACAGAGGAGGGAAACCAAAUCAAUGCACCGAGUGUGGGAAGUGCUUCAGUCAAAAAGGUCACCUUAAUAUUCAUAAAAGAAUCCACACAGGUGAAAAGCCCUAUAAGUGCACCGAGUGUGACAAAUGCUUCACCA